CAGCUGGAUUCAAUAUGGCUGCCAUUUAAAGAGCACAAAGACUACGAGGUUUUUAAACUGAUAUUGCAGAAAUGGAUGUUCAAAACGAUCAAGAAUAUUACACAUGUGGAUUGUGUCUGCAGAUUUUCCAAGAUUACCAUGAACUGGAAAACCACAGUAAGAUCCACGUGAAAACAGAGGGAACCGAAGACCAGAUAGAAAUAUUUGAUCCUAGAAAUAUUGAGGCGCACAAAAACGCACAAAAUGUCAACAACGCAGAUGAAAAUUCUGGCGUUGCAAUAUUCAACAGUGGUGGGGAGAGGAAAAGGGAGGGAAUUACGUUAAACGAUAAGUCAGAAAUCAAUAUGGACACCAGAGCGGAAGGACGGGGUCGUAGAUGCAGAAUUUGUAAUGAAGAAUUUAAUAAUGAGUCUGAGUUAGAAAAACAUUAUUGUACAAAUCAUUUCGGGGCAAACUGGUCGGAAACACUUGAAGGUAAAACAGACAAAGAUUUUAGCAAUAAUUUAAGCCUGGACAAUCCAACAUUGAAAGCCUAUACUAAUGAACGGAAUGAUGCUAAUUCUCAAUAUGGCUGCCAUAUCUGCAAUACGACAUUUCAAUAUAAACAGGAAAUAAUAAACCAUUUAAAAAUUCACGAAGACAAAUCUAAGCCCUCGUCGCAAUCAAACGAAAAAACAUUGAAUUGUGAACUGUGUGAUAAAUCGUUCAAAACAACUGCGGGUCUGAAUCUUCAUGUCAAAACACACAAUGGAGAUAAACCCAUCGAUUGCGAUAUUUGUGGAAAGUCGUUUAAAACUAGCGUUGGUUUAAAUCUGCACAUCCAGUCACACAGUGGAGAAAAACCCAUCGAUUGUGAAGUGUGCGGGAAGUCCUUUUCAUCUAAAGCUCACUUGACGUAUCAUCUUCGGACCCAUUUUGGAAAGAAAUCGUACCAUUGUGAUUACUGUACUAAGGCGUUUGCUUCAAAUACUCUGUUAACUCGUCAUAUCAGGACUCACACUGGCGAAAAACCGUUCAAGUGUGAAGUCUGUAAUAAAUCGUUCAGUGAGAACGGAAGUCUGACGAAGCAUAUGCGAAUACACGCAGUAGAACAGCCGUACAAAUGUGGAGAAUGCAAUAAAACAUUUACGUACAAACACAAUUUAGAGAAUCAUCUGAUGCUUCAUACAGGGCACAGGCCCUACUCGUGUGAAACUUGCGGAAAGGGGUUCCGAUUUGCCGGGGAUCUGACCGUACACAUCCGAAUUCAUACCGGGGAGAAGCCAUUUACAUGUGACGUUUGUAGUAAAGGCUUUGUGACGAAAAGCAAGUUGACGCGUCACGCCCUCUAUCAUUCAGAUAAUAAACCGUUUGAAUGUGGUGAAUGUGGGAAGAAGUUCACAGAGAAGAACAACCUGCAGAAACAUCUGAUGAUCCACACAGGACAAAAACCCUACCAAUGUCCAACCUGUGGGAAGGGGUUUCGAUUUCCGGGAGAAGUCAAAAUCCAUGCCGCGGUUCACAAUAAGGAUCAGUUAGAACCAGCUUUGGAAAAUCCUGAAAGUUCUGCUGGACUUUCGAUGGAAUAUGAUUCCCAAGUCGAGUACCCUAUCGCUGCUAAUAUUGAACCAAGUUUGGAGGAAUCUGAAACUCAAGCCCAAUUCCAAAGCUUCACUUAUGCUGAACCAGGUUUGGAAAAUUCUGGGAGUCAAUGAUGGAAAAUCGUAAAUGUUCAUUUCCCUAAGAUUACUGAAUCCAGUUUAAAAAUAUUUUCUGAUAAUCCAUUCAAUUUCAAGCCUGAUUACCUACAUGUACCUAAUAAAAUUUGGAAAAUGCCUAAAGUUCUCCUAAAUUUUUGAUGGCCUGACGUAACACCCCGAUCCGUGUGGGAAAUAACUUUAUUUAUCCUCCACUUUCAC
Patella vulgata (common limpet) is the source of this 1898-nucleotide messenger RNA. RefSeq names its product zinc finger protein OZF. The record is from RefSeq and is a predicted model, not a curated record. The coding region runs from base 72 to 1694 and encodes 540 amino acids. Gene Ontology annotation, biological process: regulation of transcription by RNA polymerase II. The transcript has 2 exons. Gene Ontology annotation, molecular function: protein binding; DNA-binding transcription factor activity, RNA polymerase II-specific; RNA polymerase II cis-regulatory region sequence-specific DNA binding. NCBI's taxonomy places the organism in Eukaryota, Metazoa, Mollusca, Gastropoda, Patellidae.